UGAGCUAGGAUCGUAUUAGAGUGAAUUGCUCAUUAGCAAGUAGUGCUAAAACACAGUUAGCUAGCUAAGUAGUUAGGGAUUGUUGAGCCGGAAUAGUAUCAUCCAGGUACUUUUGAGUUUCAGUCAGUGAUCUGAUCUAUGGCACACGAUCAAGAAAUUCAGCUAAUGAUAAAAGAUACUCCCGGACAGGAGGAAUCCUGCCAUGGCGAAAUCUGCAAGGGGCAAGCUGCGCUUGGGCCGCCGAUCGCGAGGAGAAGAGGCGUUCGACGAUGUCGGUGGGUGCCAGUGAUGGUGGACAUGCUGAUGCUGCUCGUCGGGGAGGCAAUGGCGCCUCUCCUCACCCGCCUCUACUACAACUCCGGCGGCAACAGCCUAUGGAUGGUCACGCUCGCGCAGUCCGCCGGAGCGCCGCUGCUGGUCAUCCCCUUCCUCCUCACGCCGCGGGCCGCCGCCGUCGGGGAGCCUCGGCCGGCGCCGGCGGCAUCCAAGAUGGUCGCCAUCUGCGUGGCCCUCGGGCUCGUCGUCGGCUGCGACAACCUCAUGUACUCGUACGCCAUGCUGUACCUGCCGGUGUCCACGUUCUCGCUCCUCGCCGCGACGCAGCUGGCGUUCAACGCGGUCACGUCGCGCCUCAUCAACGCGCAGCGGUUCACGCCGCUCGUCGUCAACUCCGUCGUCGUGCUCACCUUCUCCGCCGCGCUGCUCGGCGUCGACGACCCCUCCUCCUCCGUCGGCGGCGGCGCCGGCGGCGACGCCGUUCAGCGUGGCAAGCACGCCGCCGGCGUCGUCCUCACCCUGUCCGCGUCCGCCGUCUACGCGCUCAUCCUGUCCCUGUUCGAGGCCACCUUCGACAAGGUGAUCGGAGCAGCGACGCCGCGGUGGGUGCUCAAGAUGCAGAUCUCCACGAACGCGGUGGCCGCGACGGUGUCGGCGACGGCGCUGUUCGCGUCGGGGGAGUGGAGGACGAUCGGCGGCGAGAUGGCGGCGUUCAAGGGCGGGAAGGCGGCGUACGCGGCGACCGUGGUGGGGGUCGCCGUGGGGUGGCAGGCGGCGACGCUGGGCGCCGUGAGGCUGAUCGCGAGGGUGUCGUCGCUGUUCGCGAACGUGACGGGCACCCUGGCGCUGCCGAUGGUGCCGGUGCUGGCGGUGGCGCUGUUCGGGGACAAGAUGACGGGCACCAAGGUGGUAGCCAUGCUCAUGGCCGUGUGGGGGUUUCUCUCGUACGUGUACCAGCACUACCUCGACGGCCGGCGAGCGGCGGCGCGAGAGGGGAGGGUGCAUGCGGCGGCUGGCUGUGGCAUCUGCACAGAUCAAAUGAAUUAUUCUUAG
Messenger RNA from Oryza sativa Japonica Group (Japanese rice), 1329 nucleotides. Its product is annotated as probable purine permease 11. The record is from RefSeq and is a predicted model, not a curated record. Gene Ontology annotation, molecular function: purine nucleoside transmembrane transporter activity. Lineage: Eukaryota; Viridiplantae; Streptophyta; Magnoliopsida; Poales; Poaceae. Gene Ontology annotation, cellular component: membrane.